GGAGGGGGGCGAGGGCAGCGGGAGCCGCGGGUGGCGGCGCAGCGCAGCGCAGAGCGGCAGCGGCGGGAGCGCGGGCGGCGGGCGCGGAGCCCCCGCGCCAUGGGCGGGCGGCGCGGAGCGGCGGCGCUCAGCCGGCCCCGCCGGGGGUAGCCGCCCGCGCCCCGCACCCGCGGAGCCCGGCAUGAACUGAGGCGGGCGCGGAGGAUGGCGAGCGCCCUCGGCCCGCGGUGGCCCCUGCGCCCGGCCCCGGGCGGCGGCGGCGGCGGCAGCGGGGGGCUCCUCUUCGUGCUGCUGUGCGCCUCGGCCGGCCUGCCCCGGAGCGGCCAGCAAGUGCUGCGGAUCGGAGGGAUAUUCGAAACUGUGGAAAAUGAACCUGUUAAUAUUGAAGAAUUGGCUUUCAAGUUUGCAGUCACCAACAUUAAUAGAAACAGAACACUGAUGCCUAAUACCACAUUAACCUAUGACAUCCAGAGAAUUAACCUUUUUGAUAGUUUUGAAGCCUCAAGAAGAGCAUGCGACCAGCUCGCGCUUGGUGUCGCUGCUCUGUUUGGACCUUCCCACAGCUCCUCUGUCAGCGCAGUGCAGUCCAUCUGCAAUGCACUUGAAGUACCACAUAUUCAGACCCGGUGGAAGCACCCUACGGUGGAUAACAAAGAUGCUUUUUAUAUCAACCUCUAUCCAGACUAUGCAGCCAUCAGCAGAGCAGUUUUGGAUCUUGUACUAUACUACAACUGGAAAAUAGUAACAGUAGUAUAUGAAGACAGCACAGGUCUAAUUCGCCUGCAGGAGCUCAUCAAAGCCCCUUCUAGAUACAACAUUAAAAUCAAAAUCCGCCAGCUGCCCUCUGGAAAUAAAGAUGCCAGGCCUUUACUCAAGGAGAUGAAGAAGGGCAAGGAGUUCUACGUGAUAUUUGAUUGCUCACAUGAAACGGCAGCAGAAAUCCUAAAGCAGAUUCUUUCCAUGGGAAUGAUGACCGAAUACUACCACUACUUUUUUACAACACUGGAUCUAUUUGCAUUAGACCUGGAACCAUACAGAUACAGCGGAGUAAAUAUGACAGGGUUUCGCCUGCUCAACAUUGAGAACCCGCAAGUUUCAUCGGUCAUUGAGAAGUGGUCAAUGGAGCGUCUGCAGGCACCACCAAAACCAGAGACUGGCCUCCUCGAUGGCAUGAUGACAACUGAAGCAGCUCUGAUGUACGAUGCUGUUUACAUGGUAGCAGUGGCCUCCCAACGUGCCUCCCAAAUGACUGUCAGCUCCCUGCAGUGCCACAGACACAAGCCGUGGCGUUUUGGACCCCGAUUUAUGAAUCUGAUAAAAGAGGCACGGUGGGAUGGUCUAACAGGGCGCAUCACCUUCAACAAAACGGACGGCUUACGGAAGGAUUUCGAUUUGGACAUUAUUAGCCUCAAGGAGGAAGGAACGGAAAAGGCUGCUGGCGAGGUUUCUAAUCAUUUAUAUAAAGUGUGGAAGAAGAUCGGGGUUUGGAACUCAUACAGUGGCCUUAACAUGACGGACAGCAACAAGGAUCGGUCGACCAACAUCACGGAUUCAUUGGCUAACCGGACACUGAUCGUCACCACCAUUUUGGAAGAUCCCUAUGUUAUGUACAAGAAGUCUGACAAGCCCUUGUAUGGAAAUGACAGAUUUGAAGGUUAUUGUCUGGACCUACUAAAGGAGCUGUCAAAUAUUUUAGGCUUCAUCUAUGAGGUCAAACUAGUUUCUGAUGGUAAAUAUGGAGCCCAGAAUGACAAAGGAGAGUGGAAUGGGAUGGUCAAAGAACUCAUAGAUCAUAAAGCUGAUCUGGCCGUUGCUCCUCUCACUAUUACCUAUGUAAGAGAGAAAGUAAUUGAUUUUUCCAAGCCCUUCAUGACUCUUGGAAUCAGUAUCUUGUAUCGAAAACCCAAUGGGACAAAUCCUGGUGUUUUCUCCUUUUUAAACCCUCUUUCUCCUGAUAUUUGGAUGUAUGUUCUCCUAGCCUGCCUUGGAGUCAGUUGUGUCCUCUUUGUCAUUGCAAGGUUUACACCAUAUGAAUGGUAUAACCCCCACCCGUGCAACCCAGACUCAGAUGUGGUGGAAAACAAUUUUACUUUACUAAAUAGUUUCUGGUUUGGAGUUGGAGCUCUCAUGCAGCAAGGAUCAGAGCUGAUGCCCAAAGCUCUUUCUACCAGAAUAGUUGGAGGAAUAUGGUGGUUUUUCACCUUAAUCAUAAUCUCAUCCUAUACUGCCAACCUGGCUGCCUUCCUGACUGUGGAGAGGAUGGAAUCCCCCAUUGAUUCAGCAGACGAUUUGGCAAAGCAAACCAAGAUAGAGUAUGGGGCUGUUAGAGAUGGAUCCACAAUGACCUUCUUCAAGAAAUCCAAAAUAUCAACAUACGAGAAGAUGUGGGCGUUCAUGAGCAGCAGGCAGCAGACAGCGCUGGUGAAGAACAACGAUGAGGGAAUCCAGCGUGUGCUCACAACAGACUAUGCACUGCUAAUGGAGUCAACCAGCAUAGAAUACGUGACUCAGAGAAACUGCAAUCUCACCCAGAUCGGGGGGCUCAUUGAUUCGAAAGGCUACGGAGUGGGAACACCUAUAGGGUCUCCUUACAGAGACAAGAUCACCAUCGCCAUCCUCCAGCUCCAGGAGGAGGGAAAGCUGCACAUGAUGAAGGAAAAGUGGUGGCGAGGCAACGGCUGCCCCGAGGAGGACAGCAAAGAAGCCAGUGCUCUUGGGGUGGAGAAUAUUGGGGGCAUCUUCAUCGUGCUCGCUGCAGGGCUUGUUCUUUCCGUGUUUGUAGCCAUUGGUGAAUUUAUAUAUAAAUCAAGGAAAAACAGCGAUAUUGAGCAGUGUCUUUCUUUCAAUGCGAUAAUGGAGGAGCUUGGAAUUUCACUCAAGCAUCAGAAGAAGCUAAAGAAAAGGUCAAGAACUAAGGCGAAAUCUUCAUUCACAAGUAUCCUUACUUGUCACCAGAGGCGGACACAGAGGAAAGAAACCAUAGCGUGAGCAAGAGAGACCCCUUUGAGGAAAUACCAGGAACAAAAAACAUAACAAAAAUGUUGUUGCCUAUCAGUUGAUUGUGGUGGGAUUUCUGAAAUAUAGACAUUGACCUUGUUCGUCAGAAAUUCUCUGUGGUUUCUUUUUUUAAUCUAGAGGUACAACAGUUUAAAUGCUCACACAGACUGAUGUACUACUAAUCAUCUGGGAAGUGUCUCACUAUUUCUUUUGAGAUGGAUUUGUAUGCUCACCUGUUUUGCAUCUCUCUUCCCCUCCCCAUGCAUCGCUGUAUGUGCUUUCUAAAUAAAUAAAUAAACAAGAGACAGGGUUCUUUUUUCCAAUAA
This is a messenger RNA of Falco peregrinus (peregrine falcon), 3323 nucleotides long. It is a transcript of the gene GRIK1, whose product is annotated as glutamate ionotropic receptor kainate type subunit 1. Gene Ontology annotation, cellular component: presynaptic membrane; plasma membrane; kainate selective glutamate receptor complex. NCBI's taxonomy places the organism in Eukaryota, Metazoa, Chordata, Aves, Falconiformes, Falconidae. Gene Ontology annotation, biological process: synaptic transmission, glutamatergic; modulation of chemical synaptic transmission; monoatomic ion transport. Gene Ontology annotation, molecular function: transmitter-gated monoatomic ion channel activity involved in regulation of postsynaptic membrane potential; kainate selective glutamate receptor activity. The record is from RefSeq and is a predicted model, not a curated record. Bases 205 to 2988 code for a protein of 927 amino acids. The transcript has 17 exons.